GAUCCCGGCGGCCGCCAGCCUGUAGGACGCCUGCGCGGAGCAUCCUCCUGGGCGGAUGCUUCGCCAUCCAUAAAGCCAUGGAGGAAGGCGGUGCUAAUCAGAACGCUUCAGCAGCCAUCGCGGUUGUCGGUUCCACGAGUGAACAAGGAGCGGCUGCAAAGAUGGUGAAGACCGUAGGAAACAUGGAGGAAUUCAGUUUAGAAUUGGCGAAUGCUGCUUCAAAGCUUAUUGUUGUUGACUUCUCUGCCACCUGGUGUGGGCCAUGCAAAAUGAUUAAGCCUUUCUACCAUAGUCUUGCUGAAAAGUACCCAGAUGUAGUAUUUAUUGAAAUUGACGUGGAUGAUGCUCAGGAUGUGGCCUCACACUGUGAUGUGAAGUGCAUGCCGACAUUCCAGUUCUACAAGAAUAAUGAAAAGGUGCAUGAGUUUUCUGGUGCAAACAAAGAGAAGCUGGAAGAAACUAUUAAGAAUCUGAAGUAACCGUGGGGCUUUUCCUGUUAAUGAAGUGCUGACUGUUAUAAAUUAUAGCCUUUUCUACACAGCAAAGUGAUCAAGUUAGAAUAUGUGUCCGAAUUCUUUGUCUCCUACUGUAAAUGAAAACAAUAAAAAUGUAUAAACAGGUUUGUAACUUUAA
Molecule: messenger RNA, 633 nt
Organism: Heteronotia binoei (common prickly gecko)
Lineage: Eukaryota; Metazoa; Chordata; Lepidosauria; Squamata; Gekkonidae
Product: thioredoxin
Exons: 5
Coding region: 78-479 (133 amino acids)
Source: RefSeq, a predicted model, not a curated record